AUGUCCGAAGACGACACCGAUGUCCUUGGCCCCGACGGUCAACCCCCGGUCCGAGUCGACCGCGACCGAAGAGCUCCGCGCUUUAGCUGGACUCCCGCAUACGAAGCCACCUUCUUCCGCAGCCUCUGCGAGAGCGUCCAGCUUGGCCUGCGCGAGAACUCAUCCUUCAAGGCCGAAGCCUGGGAGCGCGCCGCCAUCGCCCUACAGGAAAGCCACGGCGCCUACCCUGCCAAGAGCCACCUGAUCAACAAGAGCGACAAUGCGAGGAAGCGCUUCCGAUUAUGGCGUGGUCUGCGCGAGGACCCCGAGUUUGUCUACAACCCCGAGUCGAGGACAGUAACGGCUACUGAGGAGGCAUGGGCUGCGCAUAUCGAGAGGGAACCCCUUUCUAGGGCUUUGCGUGGCCGACCUUUCGAUCACGAAGAUUUCAUGGAGGUUCUUUACCCGGACGUUAUAGGAUCUGGCGGCGCACCCAAACGUAUAAUGAAGCCCAGGCGGCGAACGGACGGUCCCAUCAGCGAUGACCCUGAUAUGCCAGGAACGGGCAUACUCAAUCUCCAAACCGACCCUCCUCCUCCGCGACCUCCUGGCCUCGAGAGCCCCAACGCGCGACCAAUCUUGACCCAAACGCCUACCACUUCAUCCGGCUCAGCUCCACAGCAACGACCAACCUCGACGACUAUUCCUCCUCGAGGACCCCCGACUGUAGCUAACGCCAGCGCUCUUACCCCACCUGAUGAGACCAUCACGCAGAGUCGCAAGCGACAGCUGCCCAGCACGAGUACUCCGGUCAUGUUCGAGCCAUCCCCGCCCACCACUACCAUACCCAUGGGACAGUCCGCGGCACCCGAAUCGCCCGGUAAGCGCCGUCGCACUUCGUCAAACGAUGGUUCCCGGGCCCUUACCGCUUCCGUCCUCAACUCGUCCAUGCUGCCCAUGGCCGUGCGUGAUGGCCCGAGUGCCGUGUCCCCAUCGCAGGCUGAUAGUCAAGGCUUGUCCAAUGGCAACGGACCCGUGAUGGAGGAGCUUGUCGAAGCAGUACGAUCUAGAAAUGUUCUACGCUGGCAGGAGGAGGCGCUGGACAUCUUCUUCCGCGACUUUGCCGACGAAGAUUUGGACCUGCAGGUCAAGAUGUCCGAGGGCGUACUCAUCAACGAAUGCAAGGCCAUGGUGUUUUGCAAGAUGCCUUCCCGUGUUCGACAGCACUGGGUUAAACGCUUCAAAGAAAAUCCCCGAAUGUAG
This is a messenger RNA of Fusarium graminearum PH-1, 1242 nucleotides long. RefSeq lists its product as uncharacterized. NCBI's taxonomy places the organism in Eukaryota, Fungi, Ascomycota, Sordariomycetes, Hypocreales, Nectriaceae. The transcript is spliced from 2 exons. The coding region runs from base 1 to 1242 and encodes 413 amino acids. The record is from RefSeq and is a predicted model, not a curated record.